This is a messenger RNA of Diorhabda sublineata, 4155 nucleotides long. Its product is annotated as leucine-rich repeat-containing protein let-4. Bases 143 to 2176 code for a protein of 677 amino acids. The record is from RefSeq and is a predicted model, not a curated record. The transcript has 2 exons. Lineage: Eukaryota; Metazoa; Arthropoda; Insecta; Coleoptera; Chrysomelidae. Gene Ontology annotation, molecular function: protein binding.
GUACCUGUUAUCUCUAAUCUUAUUGACUCAUUCUCGCUUAACUUGGUGGUGUAAUAUCACAAACUUCGGUUUGUAUAGAAUCAGUGAUGUAUUAAAAAAAUGGUGUUGGGUGUAAUCUAAUUUUGAUAUUAAUAAAGCAAGUAUGAAGUUAUGGUGGUGUGUUUUUGGAAUCAUACCAGUGCUGGAAGUGAUUGGUGUGGCAAUUAAAAUAACCCACACCUGCCCUUCGAUUUGUCUGUGCCUAAAUCACAUCAUCAAUUGUCAAAAAAAUGAAUUAUCGGAGCUACCUCUAGGAAUUGAUCCGAAUGUGACUAGUUUGGAUUUAUCUAUCAACAACUUCGAGAAAAUAUCAGAAGAUUUCAAGUUCUUCACUAAAUUGAGGCACCUGAAUAUGUCUUACAACAGAAUAGCAACUCUUGGACAUAUGGAUUUCAACGGACUAUUUCAAUUAGAACAAUUGGAUUUGUCUUUCAAUUAUUUUCACGAUUGGAGAGAUAUUCACUCGCAAACUUUGAUAAAUUUAAAAAAACUUACGUUUAUAGAUUUUUCGAAUAAUGCUGUCAGAACUUUGCCAUUUAAUUCUAAUCAUUUUGCUGUGAAAUCUCUAAAAAUACUCAAAUUAAAUAAUUGCUCAUUGAUUUCUAUACCUAGCGGUUUUCUUAAAACAAUUAUCAAUAUUACGGAGCUACAUUUAGCUAAUAAUCCGAUAAAUCACUUAGACGUCAAAUUAACCUCAAAAACUUUGAAAUAUAUGGACCUGAGUUCAAGUACAUUGAGUUAUGUAAGUGAUAGUGCAUUUCAAGGCUUGGAAUCUUUAGAGAACUUGAAAAUGAGCAAAAACAAGUACCUCAGAAAUAUUACUAUAAACGUAAACUCAUUGAUUAAUCUGGACAUAUCAGACAGUUUAUUGGACACUUCUCCAUAUGGAAACAUGAUAUCUUUACAGCAACUAAAUUUACAUGGUAACAUAUUGCGGGAAAUAAAAAACAAUCGAUUUAUGAACAUGCCGAAUCUUGUAUAUCUAAAUCUAUCUUUGAACGCUAUAACUUCCAUUGAAGAAAAUGCUUUCAGAGGUCUAGAAUUCUUAGAAAUUCUAGAUCUAUCCUAUAAUAAAUUGAAUUAUAUUCCAACAGAAACGUUUUUGUCAACCAAAAAUCUCAUUUGGUUGGACGUGUCUCACAACUAUCUAACUUCAUUGGAUAGCAUCAGUAGCAGUUCUUUGAAUAUUUUGAAUGCUAGCUACUGCGAAAUCAAUUUUAUUUCUAAGUAUACUUUGACAACACUUCCACGGCUACGUUUACUGUCUUUAAAGAGGAAUUUCAUAAGCUCAAUACCAGAUCAUUGGUUAGCUGGACAAAUCUAUUCACUAGAUUUGAGUGAUUGUAGAAUAAAAAGUAUAAAUAACUAUACUUUUGCCGAAAUGUCGUCUCUGUGGGCACUAGAUUUGUCUAGUAAUAGGUUAACAACAAUCCAUUACACAAAUUUCCCUUCAAAUCUACAAUUAAUAUCGAUAAAAGAUAAUUUGUGGAGAUGCGAUUGCAGCGCUCUUAUGGAAACUUAUUAUUGGCUACAGUCACAUGGGUCUUUUACCGAUGAUCUUAUAUGUGAUUCCCCGGAGAACGUCGAUGGAGAAAAUUGGUUAACAGCAUGUCAAACCCAGUGGUACCCUUCGUCCCAUAAAAAAGAUAAUUUGUGGUGGUACUCAAUUAUUUUAUUAAUUUCGUUACUUCUCCUUCUGGUUACUGUUGUGGUACUCCGAAAACUCAACGAAAUCAGAGAAAAGAGAUUCAGAGAGCUAGAAGAACAACGUAGGCAGCAAGAAAGAGAAGCGCGAGAAGCUUUACAAAGAAUGCAGCAAAGACAUAGAGAAUAUAGAGAAGAAGCUAGCCAAAACGCACCGGAUCCGAGAGACAGCCAAGGUCCUCCAUCCUACAACGACGCUUUGCUUCUACCUAGACUAGAUUCCUCACAAUUGAGUUUAGCUAGCUUACACUCCUUCGGUUCUAGAGGAAGUCUUCAAGGAAGCAAUCCUGAAGUUAAUAAGAAGGGAAAAGUUAGACGAAAAAGAAGAAGAAGAAGAUCAGAAUCUACGGAAAGACCAAUGCGGCGAGUUGAGCCAGAUUCAAACGAAUCAGAACCUGAUAGAAGAGAAAGACCUUUAGAGAGCGACUUCUAGUGACAGCUUCUUUCAUUUAAUAGUACCGGCUAGUUUGCAACUUAUUCCUGAAAACUAACCCUUAAAAUGUGAUACUAAUGAAACGGUGUGUUUCAAACUAGAAAUAAGAUUAAUUUAAAAUAGACUGUUAGACUGAUAUAAGAAGUUAAUAUUUGUAACAAAAUAAUUCGACAUUAACAAAAUAUAAUAUUUAAUUGAGGAGCUUCGAAGAUAAAAAAGUUCUGCAGCAUGAUUACCGACAAUUGCGUACUGCCUUUUAUGUUGAAUAAUGCAAAAUUCAUCUUACCGAUAUCUAAUGUUUGCAUUUUAAAAUUUCUGCAAAUUCUGUCUUAUCCCACAAGAAACUAUCAUGUUUAUCAUUGGUAGAAUGGGAGGAUGGUACUCAACUUAAGUUUCAAAAUUGUAGAAAAUAAAAUGUAAAAAAAUGGGUCUCGGGCCUCCGAGUCAACCACGACCAAUUUUGUUUUCCGUACAAACCGAACCUAAUCUAUUUGAAGAAUCACGCUUUUUGAUGUAAAGUUCAAUUAUUUUUCAAUUGAUCUCAAAAAAUAUUAAAUAAUGAGACCAUCAAUGAGUUUCAUCUUCUUUUUUUUUCAGUAUAUCUAAGGAUAUUUCAAAGUAUUUGACGUACUGAUUAUCUAUUGAGUGUUAAUUUUUUUUUAUUUAAAAGUUUUACCUUCAUCAUUAUGACUAUUUGAAGAAAUUAUGGAAAAAUCUUCAUAAAAAAACAUAAUUUAUGAAAAUCACGUACGGGUGACAUGUUAAAACUACUUGUUAAAUUUAUUAACAUAUUUAUACGCUGCGUAUUUGCAAAAUGAAUGCUUAGAAUGUAUUUUGUCGCUACUUAAGACUCCAUUACAGUAAUAACAAAAAUAUUUAUCAUAGAUCACCCAGAACUCUUGCAAUUCUUACUAUUUUGAAAUUUGUAUUUAUUUUUCUUAAACUCAUAUUCCGUUUCAAUCAUCAUUUAUUUCAACCAUAUGUACUUCCUGUAUAUAAAUUGUAGUUGUAUAUAGAAAUAAGUGAAUGCUAUACUUUGUCUAGGUAUAUACUUGGAGAUUAAAAUAAAAAAAAGUGCGACUUUUGAUAUUUUGUUGAAAUAAUUAAAUAGGAAAAUUCAUUUUUAAUGGUAAAAUUCUAAAUAAUCACACAGUGUUUCCAAAACAUUUAAUCUAGAUUCUUAUUCCAAACCAUAUUUUCAAAUCAACUAUUCGGGGUUAAAUCAGUAAAGAGAUGUUGAGAAGUAUAGUGGGUGACUCAUAAAUAAUAUCGGUUUACAAUAUUUACUUUGUUUAUUAAAUAAAUCAACAAAAAAAGCUUUUAUAUUCGAAGUACAGCCAAUUGUAUUCUAUGGUUUUCACCUAACGUCCAGCGAGCUCUUUGAGACCUUGGUAAAACAAUUCUUUAGGCCAAAAAUCGUCACACUUCAUCUCCUUUGAAUUCAAAAUUUUUGCCAGACUGAAUGCUGUGGGUAGGUGCUCAAUAACACCAAAUUAAACCUGAAAAUUUCUCUGAUAAAACCUCACAAAUUCGCAUCAGCUGUCCACUAUAUACCUCUGAAUUGAUAGCUCGACCAUCUGGAAUGAUUUCGAAGAACACCCAACUUUAAUAAUUCUACCAAGUAUAUAAGACUUUUCGCUUGAAUCGACCUCUCGUUCUGAGAGGAUCUGGUAAUCGUCCUUUGUCUUACCACUGAUUUUCUUUUGGAAAUGGAGCUGUUUCCUCAAAAUCCAAUGAAAUCUAGCUAAAAAGAAGAACUAUAUCUUAUUUAUUGUAAAUAAUAAACUAUUGUUAAUAGACACAUUUAUGACAAACCUGUAUCUAAUGUAUUUCAUAUAUUUAUUUGUUUCACAUUUAAAAGAAUGAAUGAUUUUCAUAUAAAGUUAAAUUUCACAUUUGGGUUACCCUGUAUAAAAUUAUUCUGUGUAUAUAAAACAAACUGUAUAUCUUAUGUUGUAAUAUAUUAAUUUAAAUUCUAA